Molecule: messenger RNA, 3293 nt
Organism: Xiphophorus couchianus (Monterrey platyfish)
Lineage: Eukaryota; Metazoa; Chordata; Actinopteri; Cyprinodontiformes; Poeciliidae
Gene: asrgl1
Product: asparaginase and isoaspartyl peptidase 1
Exons: 7
Coding region: 1054-2040 (328 amino acids)
Cellular component (GO): cytoplasm
Molecular function (GO): asparaginase activity
Source: RefSeq, a predicted model, not a curated record
CUUUUAUUUUGAACGGCUCGUUGUGGAGUUCCGGAUGUACUGCUGCUAGCUGCUAGCUCUGCUUCUAGUCACGAGGAUAUUCUGGUAAGGAAAAAUCUAUAUUAUUCCGUUUGUGUUAGUGAUAUUUAAAGGUUGUGUUGAUGUAGAUGUGAACAUUUGGUGAGUUGCAGUUAUUGCGUCGCACGUCCUGCAUUCAGAGAGCAAAAAAGGAAUUAGGUCAGUCUUUAGAGUAAGGUUUCAUUGGAGACAGCAGUGUAAUGUAAACCUUGCACUGCCUGCUGUCUUUUUCUCAGUGUCCUUCUUUCUCUGUUUUAUGUAUGCAUUUUAAUUUUUUUACAUGGUAACUGUUUAUCGUUUUUACCUAAAUAAUGGCUUUAACGUUAGAAAAUUCACUUCUUCUUAAUUUGCAAAUGUGCGUAAGUGUGGUUUACUUACGGUUUGUUGAAUGCAAAGGCUUGUUUUGGCACAGCUGGUAUAACCGGUGUUAUCACUGUGACGAAAACAAAAUUUCUUCAUCUUUGAAAUUUACUAGUCUGUACAGGUGUAUCUCUCUUUAUUAAACUUUUUUUAUUUUUAUUUUUUUAAAGCAUUUCAAAAAGGAAAACUAAUAUAUGGAUUUAUAUGGAGGACAGACCCUGCCAAAAUUAUCAAAAAAGUAAAAAUGCCAUAAAAAAUUACUUGAUAAUGUAAUUAAUGUGCUCAAUAGUGUAUAAGAAAUAAGAACUUUUCCAUUUUUUGUGAUUAUACAGUAACAUAAAUUGAUAUUUGCAUAUCAUUUUCAACAGUAUUAGUUUAACAUAUUACUUUUUUAUUUUAUCUUUAAUCUGUCAAUUCUAGUUUUAUUAGUUUUUAAUUUUUUAAAUUUCAUUACUUGUUUUUUCUAAUUUUUUCAUAUUCGCAUGUGACUUUUAUGUUAUACAUUAAUUUUCUCCUGUCGAUUUUUCCUCUAGCCAUUUAAUUUUUUGCCUCCUGUUUUCUCAUUAGUCUGUUUAUUUACAGAUUUAUUUCUAUUUUCUUUGUGUUCUCUUUUGUUUUUCUCUUCUGACUCUUUAGAUGCAAAAUAACAGUAGGAGAAGGAGGCUGCAGGGGGUCCUGGGGACUGCCAUGUUGCCAGUCGUGGUGGUCCAUGGGGGGGCGGGUCACAUCCCCAAAGAGCGCUCAGACCUGUCCACCUCAGGAGUGUGCUCUGCAGUGAGGUCAGCGUAUGCACUCCUGCAGGGAGGGGGCAGCAGUUUGGAUGCUGUGGUGGAGGCUGUUCUGCUACUGGAGAAUAAUCCAUCUUUUAAUGCAGGAUGUGGUUCAGUGCUGAAUAUGAAGGGGGAGGUGGAGAUGGAUGCCCUCGUAAUGGACGGGAAAACUCUGAGCAGCGGCGCCGUGUCUGCCGUCCGCAACGUAGCCAACCCAAUCCAGCUGGCCAGACUUGUCAUGGACAAGACCAGCCAUGCCUUUCUGACGGCGGAGGGUGCCAGUCAGUUUGCUCGCUCUAUGGGCGUUCCCGAGGUUCCUCAGGAGUCCCUCAUCACAGAGUAUUCCCGAAUGCGCUGGAAAAAAAAACUGGCCCCAGAUGCCAACCCUGUGGAGUGUCAAAUGGGGAAGAUGGGGACGGUUGGAGCGGUGGCAGUCGACACCGAUGGCAACGUAGCGUGUGCGACUUCCACUGGAGGAAUGCUGAACAAGAUGGAAGGCCGAGUGGGCGACACCCCGUGCAUCGGCAGUGGAGGCUAUGCUGACAAUAUGUCAGGAGCCGUAUCGACUACGGGCCACGGAGAGGCCAUCAUGAAGGUCACGCUGGCGAGACACAUCCUGUUCCACGUGGAGCAAGGCCAGUCAGCUGAGGCUGCCAGUGAUCUGGGUCUGGCCCAUAUGAAGUCCAGAGUCGGGGGACUUGGAGGGGUCGUGACCGUGGACCCGCAGGGCAAUUGGGCCGCUCGCUUCUCCAGCCGCCAAAUGGCGUGGGCCGCGGCGCAGAAAGACACGCUGCACUACGGUCUGUACACGGGAGAACACUUCACCCAAAUCAUCGAGGAUCAUCGAGCCUGACACCAGGCCCAGUUUGUGUCAGUAGAGCUGUAAACUAAGAUAAUACAGCUGAAGGUGGGCUUCAGGUAACCAAAUAAUGAUUGAUUUGGUUUAAUGUUGAUGCUUAAAAUCAAAUAGAAGACAAAAAGAGCAACAAAAUUAAUUAGUUUAGUCAUAAAAAAAACAAUCAACUGUGCACAUAUCUGAGCCAAUCCAAGGAAAAGCAAGAAAUUUCCAGAAACACUAAUGACACUGUGUGAUUCUUUGUAAUAAUCAUUUGAAAAGUCAUUGCAGUGUUUCUGUCGCUAGAGAAACUAGAGCAAAAUGAUCAAAUACACAUCAGAUAUAUAACUCAGUUUUUAAGCUUCUCAGGAAAUACUUCCUGAGAAAUGUUUUACAAUAUUUAAUUUUUUACAAACUACUGGCCAGUUUUAUGAACACUGAACACUUUCUAAUGAUCUGCACAAAGUGUUUUUCUGAUCACAUCAGUACUGGUGAGCAGCAGCUCAUCAUUUGCUGACUGUUGUUGAAGAAAAACCAAACCAAAAAGGUAUUUACUGCAACGUGAGUAAUAUUUUUGUCUUAAUUUAGAUGAUUAUAGUUUACCACAACUGAGUUUCUCAGAUUGAAGUAUUAAAAAGAGCCAAUAAAACCAUUUUUGUCAGAUUGUUGGUGGUACAUCUCACCAACAGACUCAUUUUUCUUCUUGGGCUUUUAAUUUACUGCAAGCCACAAUAAUCCAAGUUAAUAGACAUAAACACCUGAAAUAUAUUGCACUGUCUGUAAUUAAUCUUUAUUAUUUGUAAAUUUCACUUUUUGAACUUAAUCACUCAAAUAAAUUAGUUUUCUGCAAUAUUCUGAUUUAUUGAGAAGCUCUUAUAAGCCAGCAUGUGUUAAUCUGUUAUGUAUUAUUCUGAUGAGUAGUGUUAACCUGUCUGAUCCACUAGGUGGUGCUGUUUCCUCAUGCAGACAAAAUGCAAAACUUGAGAUUUCCUUUUCUUUAACUGAACUACUUCUAGGCUUGCGUUGUGUAAUUGGUUGUAAUUUUUUAAAAUGUUUUAUAGAGCACUUUAUAAUAUUUACUUUAAUUGUGCAAUACCAGCCUUAAUGUAUUUUGUGUCAUUUUCUAUAAUAUUUGUUAUAAUCUGUUUGAUUUGAUAAAGAAUGUCUCGUUCAUAUAUCAAUUCAUUCCUGUGUGCAAUUGCGUUGUGCAAUAAAAACAAUGCAUCUCAAGACUCAAAUCACACAAUAAAUUACUUUAUUGGUCAUUUUCA